Marasmius oreades (fairy-ring Marasmius) is the source of this 726-nucleotide messenger RNA. RefSeq lists its product as uncharacterized. Gene Ontology annotation, biological process: regulation of DNA-templated transcription. The transcript has 4 exons. Gene Ontology annotation, molecular function: sequence-specific DNA binding; zinc ion binding. The record is from RefSeq and is a predicted model, not a curated record. NCBI's taxonomy places the organism in Eukaryota, Fungi, Basidiomycota, Agaricomycetes, Agaricales, Marasmiaceae. The coding region runs from base 88 to 726 and encodes 212 amino acids.
GCCGGGGGUGUCUGUUCUUGGCCAGAAAAAUACUAUUGAAUACAGCAAAGGAGUGAUCUCCGAGGGCGCAGUUCAUAUGAACCACACAUGACGCGGGAAGGAGGCCAAGGUCCCUAUGGCGGGAUCGGAUGUCAGCAUUCUGCAAGAGCAGAUUUUUUAGAAAACGCCUCCAAUAUCGUGAUGACCUCUCCCUCUUCAACACGAUUUUUGAAUCAUUUCGAGAGCUUAGGUCACGGCUGUGGUACUUCAAAACCUCAGUGUCCUCCCUACCACCCAGAUCCCCGUCUUGUGGCGUUUUCGGAUAUAUAUCCUUUCGCGCCUUCCACAUCCCAGGCAUCUAAAUCUUCUGCGCACAGAAGAGAGGUAGAAAUCGUCUAUACGGACGAAUCGUCGACUCGUCUCUCGGAUCGAGUACGAAGAAAAUGUUUCAACUGUUCUGGUACCGAUACUAGGACGUGGAGAAGAAGCAGUCUAACACCAGGCAAAGUCCUCUGUAACAAAUGUGGACUUUACGAGCGGGCGCAUUCCCGACAUCGGCCUGCAGAGCAAAAACGAGGAAUGUCGACCAGUAUUAUAUGUUUAACUCCCCCAUAUGCAUCUCCAUUACCCGCGUAUAAUACAGAAGCGGCCGAAUUACCUCCAAUUCAACCAGGAUACGGAUAUGGACACGAGAAUGUUUUACCUUCAAUCCAGACCUGGGUCGAGCAGAACGCCUAUGUAGUCUGA